Mauremys mutica (yellowpond turtle) is the source of this 1319-nucleotide messenger RNA. RefSeq names its product dynein light chain roadblock-type 2 (gene DYNLRB2). Lineage: Eukaryota; Metazoa; Chordata; Testudines; Geoemydidae. The transcript has 4 exons. Gene Ontology annotation, cellular component: cytoplasmic dynein complex; cytoplasm; centrosome. Bases 113 to 403 code for a protein of 96 amino acids. Gene Ontology annotation, molecular function: dynein intermediate chain binding. The record is from RefSeq and is a predicted model, not a curated record. Gene Ontology annotation, biological process: microtubule-based movement.
CCCACCCCCGCACUUCCGCUCCCAGCAGCGCUUCCGGCCCUGCCCCAUAGCAACCGUUGCGAGGAGGAAGUCUCGGUCUCACGCGGGUGACUCCUCCUGCGUCUCCCUGGCCAUGGCAGAAGUAGAGGAAACACUAAAGAGGAUUCAGGCACACAAAGGGGUUAUUGGAACUAUUGUUGUAAAUGCAGAAGGAAUUCCAAUCAGAACAACCCUAGAUAACUCUACAACAGUACAAUAUGCAGGUCUUCUUCAUCAGCUCACAAUGAAAGCGAGGAGCACAGUGAGAGAUAUAGAUCCUCAGAAUGAUCUAACCUUUCUUCGGAUCAGAUCAAAGAAACACGAAAUCAUGGUAGCCCCAGAUAAGGAGUAUCUUCUAAUUGUUAUUCAGAACCCAUGUGAAUAGACUUGCCGCAACAAUAUUUUUAGAGACACCAAUGCAGCUGUACUUUUUAAAGUAAUAAUCCUUUGAUUAUUUUCAAACAUACCCCAUUGAGUUCUUACAUAAUAUAUGUAACUUGUCAUUGCUGGAACUUUUCCAAGCUUAUAUUCUCAGUUGUAGCUGUACUUUAACUUAUGCUUGAGCAAAACAAACAUUGUAUGUGUAGAUAAAUACUCAGAAGAGCAACAUGUUGAAAACCUUUUGUUAAUGGAUUUUCUGGCUAAUUCUUGUAACUAAAGAAUUCUCUUUACAUCACGAGUUUAGGGGUUUUUUUUGUUUUUUUUUAAAGCAGGAAUCACAUUUCAUGGAAAUUAGUAACUUGUGUAUGUACUUGUAACUGUACCCAUAUAAACUCAAGAAUACAGGAUUAAAUAGGCUACUCAUCUCAGUUCCAUUGGGGUAAAGAGGACUGUGUUCUGUCUCUGUAACUUCUGCAUUUUGGACAUUCUAAAGAAAUAAUUUUACUUCCACCUUAAGUACCCUUCAGUUUCUAAUGAACAAUUUAAUCACAACAGCUUCAGUUAAAUAUUUAAAGCUAAUGCUGAAGAAAGGUCCAGAUGAAGAGAAUGGCCCUUCCACCUUGAAUUAAUGCAAAAUUGUUAUUAAUUUGUGGUUACUGGCAAUUCUAGAUAGUGCCUCUAAGUAAACUCAUCAGAACUCUUGAUAAAACACUCAAAUGUGACCACCUUCAGAUCCAGCAUGCACUGAAUACAGUGAGCUAUUUCUUCCAGCAUAUUUUGCAACACUGCCACAGAUCUUGCAGUUCUCUCCAAAAUUGGAAACCUGUUCAGACCAUUGUUUUAAAUCAGACAGUUAAAGUGUAUGUAGAUUUUCACGUUACUAAUGAUUCUUUAAAAUUAAAGGUGAAACUUUUUCAGCA